AUGCUGACGAGUGUUCACUACCCGACAUCCUGUGUUCCAUAUGCAGAGAGACCAUCAAAAGUCCGUGAGCUUGCACAGCAUGCCCAUCAACAAGACUCAGACGAAUUUGUAGUGGAAACAGUCGCUUUCCAGAAUGUAGAUGAUUAUCAGGUAACGGAAAGGAUUGAUGCUGUGACAGUCGAACACUGUCUCACCCAUCUCGGACAUGAAGUCCGUCCAUCUCAGCUGAGACUAGAUGAGAGUGCUGAAAAGCCAGCGCAAAACCCUAGCGGAGAUGGAUUCGACAAUAUGCGCCUUGCACGCCGUCCAGAUGUUCCUCCUGUCCGCCGUCCUCAAGCUCCUACUCCGAUACGGAAAUUGCAGAAGCGAGCCCAUCUACGCAAGGAGGAGCAAGCUAAGCGACGAGGGCCACUGCUGGACAUUCCGGACUGUACGCAAGACGAGAAGGACACGUGUACUGUUUGUCUUCAGGCCAUCUACUUCCGCCCAGGUCGCCUUCGAUGCGUUUGUUAUAUGCAACGCCAUAAACUCCCGUCCACUUUUAUACGCCUGUGUCGACUUUGUGGCAACGGCAGGAGCUCGGGUCGCAGCACGGCAAAGAUUCGUGGAGUGAUGCCUUUAAAAGUGAUGAGAAACCCAACGGAAGGCACGCGAAUGGGUUUGGAGCAGGCGGAAAGCAUGUUGAAGGAAUUCCGUAAAAUGAUAGACGAUUUGGCAGGAAAUGUUGAAGAGAGCGAGAAUAAUGUUCGCCUGGCUCGCCGCCCAGAGGUACCUCCGGUCGGCCGUUCUCAAACGCUAACUCUUAUACGGAAGCUGCAUAAGGUUUGA
Molecule: messenger RNA, 828 nt
Organism: Necator americanus (New World hookworm)
Lineage: Eukaryota; Metazoa; Nematoda; Chromadorea; Rhabditida; Ancylostomatidae
Exons: 7
Coding region: 1-828 (275 amino acids)
Source: RefSeq, a predicted model, not a curated record